Periophthalmus magnuspinnatus is the source of this 2126-nucleotide messenger RNA. Its product is annotated as tektin-4-like. The record is from RefSeq and is a predicted model, not a curated record. Gene Ontology annotation, cellular component: microtubule cytoskeleton; sperm flagellum; nucleus. Gene Ontology annotation, biological process: cilium assembly; cilium movement involved in cell motility. Lineage: Eukaryota; Metazoa; Chordata; Actinopteri; Gobiiformes; Gobiidae.
UUCAGCGCGCGUAAAACCCUCCUUCCAUCCAGAGUCAUGGGCGGAGGCCUUGGGCGGGUUUUGGAGAAAGUGCACGCGUCUCACUCACGCAGGCUCAGCUGUUGGCACGCGCUCGCGGUGACUUGAGGCUGAGCUUGGGGCAAGUUUUUAACAGCUCCUGCUGCUGUGCGCGCAGCCGUUUUCUUUCAGUUCUGUCAAAAUGUGUUUUCUCCAGAGCACGCCGACACACAGCUGAGCGGGAUGCAGGCUUUAGAGCCCUGAAGGACCUUUUCUUUGGGCGACGUUUGCAGGAGCAGCGCGCGGCUCGCUCGAGGUUUGGGUGAGAGCUACGAGGUGGGGCGAUGGGCACGCCUGGGUCGUGGACAGCGCACUGGGUCACGGCUCUGUUCAUUUGUCGCGCUGCGGCUCAGUACUCCAGCGAUCAGUGCAACUGGCGUGGAAGUGGUUUGAGUCAUGAGCCGCACCUCCAGGACGUGGAGCAGGUGUACCUCCGCUGUGCUCAGGGCUCUCUGGAGUGGCUCUAUCCCACCGGAGCCAUCAUUAUAAACCUGCGUCCAAACUCAGAACCGCUGUCCAGGCACGAGACCGGGCUCCACGCCUGCAUCAAGCCUCACACAGACUCUAAGGGAUCUCAUAUAUAUUUGGAGCGAGCUGGAGAGCUGAAGCUACUGCUGACAGAGGAACAGCAGGCCCAGGGUGCGGUGCACUGCUUCAGCCUGACAGAGGGGGCGCUGUUUGUGGAGGCGUCUGCUCACUCAGACAUCAGCCGCAGGAUCACAACUUUUCAGUACGAGGUGCUGACCACAUACCCAGGAGUGCACAUGUUCCCCUAUCUGCACCAGGGGCCAGUGACAUGUAAACCUUGUUCAGAUGAAGAGGUCCUUAUGGCAGUGUGCACCAGUGACUUUGUGGCCAUUGGUGAGUUCCACAGCACAGUCCCAAGUCCAGGCGCACACACUGUGGCUGUCGUGGUGCUGAGUCAACUGCUCAUGAGCUCAGAGGUGCUGGUGUCCAGGCCUCACUAUGACGACAGAGCUGUGGCUCAGGGGAUCCCCCCUCAGGACCCUCCAAUGGAACCGGACGUCCCACACCCAUCCUCAGGCUCUGCCCCGGCUGGGUACCGCUCAGCUAAGUACUCACCGGCCGAGUGGUUUUCCAACUACCACAACAUUCUGAAGCAGGCCGCCACAGAGCACAAUGAAGCGGAGAGGGUCCAGAGACGGAGCCAGAGGCUCUGUGGGCAAAAGUUGAGACUGGAGAGGGCACUCGACGCUACAGAGAUCCCCUUUGCAAUUGCCACAGACAACCUGACCUGUCACACCAGGAGACCAGCGCCCGACCUGGUCCACGACACAGUGGAGGAGGAGCUGCUUAAGGAGGUGGACCUUAUCAAAAACAUACAGGCAUUGCUGAGGAGGACCACAGCUCAGGUGGUCUGUCAAAUCAAGCUCAACAAAGACACCAAUCAGAUGCUGGAGAUGGACUGGUCUGAUAAAUAUGAAGCCUAUAACCUGGACGACACAUGUGGGAGAUACAGAAACACCAGUGCAGACACAAAACAUCACCCAAGCUCAGCCAACAUGCAGGAUCAGGUUUGUAACCCAGUAUCUUGGACCAAGUUCACUCAGGACAAUCUGACAAAAGCAAUGCAGGAAGAACAUGCCACUUACAGCCUCAGAAUGUUGGUGGAGAGAGUUGUGGAGGACACCACCAGAGACAUGAGGGUGCAGUGUGCCAGUGUGGAUCAGGCUUUCACUCAGCGCUGUGACGAGCUAAUCCAGGCCAAGACACAGCUGGAGAACAAGCAUGCUCAGAUUUUGGAGCAGAUUGGAGCUCAAGAGAGAAACAUUGUGGCACUGCAACAGGCCAUACACGACAAAGAAGCUCCUUUAAGAGUGGUUCAGUCUAGACUGUAUGUGCGCUCCCAACGAUCUAACAUGGAACUGUGCAGAGACCCUCCCCAGCUCAGUCUGGAGACAGAGGAGAAACAGAUCCAUGCCUCAGUGGAGUCUCUGCAGCAACAGCUGAGUCAGGCCCGCGGAUCCCUGUCCUUCCUGGAAGAGUCACGGAUGGCCAUUGAAAAAGAUAUAGCAUGUAAAGCUAACUCUUUAUCGAGAGGUAUUUGA